AUGUUGAAAUCUGCAAGCCAAAACUUUUUUAGAGCUUAUUCUAGUAGAAUUGGUCGAUAUGCUGCUACAGCAUCAGGGAAACUGGCACAGUCUCGUUUAUCGAAUAUACCCACUCCAAAAGCAUUGAAGAAAUUCCUCGAUGAGUACAUUGUUGGUCAAGAGAUUGGUAAGAAGGUUUUAAGCGUGGCAGUUUAUAAUCACUAUUUAAGAAUCAAUGACAAGCAAAAGAAAGGGGAAUUACAAAGGCAGAGAGAAUUGAUGGAACGAGAGAAAAUCGCGGAUGAUAGGGAUGAACCAAUUUUCAGUGGAAACAGCGAAUCAAAGGCUGGUUGGAGGAAUCUUCAAAGACAGUUUAAUUUAGCAGGUAGAGAGGUUGACGAAGAUUUAGAGUUAAGCAAAAGUAAUGUCCUUGUCGUUGGUCCCUCAGGUUCUGGUAAGACUUUGUUGGCAACAACAUUGGCGAAAAUAUUAAACGUUCCAAUUGCAAUUACAGAUUGUACACAAUUGACUCAAGCAGGUUACAUAGGUGAAGAUGUUGAAGUAUGCAUUGAAAGAUUGCUCGUAAAUGCUGAAUUUGAUGUUGCGAGAGCAGAAAAAGGUAUUAUUGUUCUUGAUGAGAUUGAUAAACUAGCCAAGCCUGCCGCAAGCAUUGGCACUAAAGACGUGUCCGGAGAAGGGGUUCAACAGUCAUUAUUGAAAAUCAUUGAGGGCCAUAAAGUGGAAAUUACCGUUAAAAGGCCUGUUAAGCAUGAUAUUGACGGACAAAAAAAUCAAACUACAACAAAGAAGGACGAAGUAUUUGUUGUAGACACUUCAAAUAUUCUUUUCAUGAUUAUGGGAGCUUUUGUUGGUUUAGAUAAGCAUAUUGUUAAAAGGAUAGAAGAUAUGAAGAAAAUACAGAAGGCAGGAGAGUCUGUUGAAUCAUCGAAUAGUAAAGAAGUUGAAAAAGAAAGAGCGAAGAAGUUCAGAUUUAGCAAUACGCUUGAGCAGGUUGAAUUAGAUAACGGAAAAAAAGUGUGUGCUUUAGACUUGACCACCCCCACAGAUUUAGUUAGCUUUGGUCUAAUUCCUGAAUUAAUUGGCAGAGUCCCAAUUAUAACUGCUCUGCAGCCUCUACAAAGAGACGAUUUAUUUCAUAUAUUAAAAGAACCUAAAAAUGCCUUAUUGGAUCAAUAUGAAUAUAUUUUUAAGCAAUUUGGGGUAAGAUUGUGUGUUACACAAAAGGCGCUAAAGAAAGUUGCUCAAUUUGCUCUCAAGGAAGGAACUGGCGCCAGAGGGUUGAGAGGGAUAAUGGAAAGACUUCUGCUAAACGUUAAUUAUGAUUGCCCGGGUUCUAACAUAGCAUACGUUUUAAUCGACGAAGCUACUGUCGACUCGUUACAGGAAACAGAGCACUCUUUGGCUUCCCAAGUGGACGUAAAAUACUAUUCUGGUGAUGAAAAGGACAGUUUAAUUCGUGACGUUUCUGAAGAAGAUAAAAAAUUAGGAGUUAUGCUAGAAAAAGAGUUGGGUCAUUCUGCUAACAUUCAUACCCCAACAAUUCCCAAGAGAAGCUUAACAUAA
This is a messenger RNA of Saccharomyces cerevisiae S288C, 1563 nucleotides long. It is a transcript of the gene MCX1, whose product is annotated as Mcx1p. The record is from RefSeq and is marked reviewed. Gene Ontology annotation, molecular function: ATP hydrolysis activity; ATP binding. Lineage: Eukaryota; Fungi; Ascomycota; Saccharomycetes; Saccharomycetales; Saccharomycetaceae. Gene Ontology annotation, cellular component: mitochondrial inner membrane. Bases 1 to 1563 code for a protein of 520 amino acids. The transcript has a single exon.